Messenger RNA from Papilio xuthus (Asian swallowtail), 1048 nucleotides. RefSeq names its product syntaxin 17 (gene Syx17). The transcript is spliced from 8 exons. The coding region runs from base 146 to 1048 and encodes 300 amino acids. Lineage: Eukaryota; Metazoa; Arthropoda; Insecta; Lepidoptera; Papilionidae. The record is from RefSeq and is a predicted model, not a curated record.
UAGCAAAUCCCUUUCACUGUCACUGUCACUGUCAAACUUUAAAUCAACCAAACAAAAACAGUAUUAGAAAUAUGUAGAUAUGAAAUGUAACUCAAUUUGAUGAUGUUUUGCUAAUAAAUUUGAACACUUUCUAUAAUUGUCUAACAUGGAAGAAGCUGGCAAACUAUCCUUAAAACGAGUGGAGCUUUCUCUAACAAAAUUUAACGAAGUAGCAAUCCCUCAUCACUUGGAUUUGUUGCGACAACACAAAACUAACAUCAUCAAGUAUGGCGAGAGCGGGGACACGCGGCGGCUGCGCGCGGAGCAGACGCACGCGCGCCGCGUGGCCGGCCAGCUGCGCGCGCUGCUCGCUGAGAUGGACGCCCUGCGCGCUCAGGUGCGGGAGGAGGACCGGGCGCGGUUCGACGCGAUGACGCAACGCACGCGCGACCUCACCCUGCGCGCCAUCGUCGACUACCUCGGUGUGAUAGAGCGCAGCUGCAGGGGGCUGGUGGGGGCGGGGCGCGAGGGUGCGCGGCGCGGUGAGCCUCUUCCUGCCCCGCAUGUCCCCGCACGUCCCCGCACGUCCCCCCUCGCGGAGUCCUCGCCGGUGACGAUCCGUCGCCUGGAGGCGGAGGUGGGUGGGGCGGGGGCGGAGGCGGAGGCGGGCAGCGCGCGCUCCACAGACUCUGAGGCGGCGCUGCGCGAGCGCGAGGCGGUGCUGCGCGGGUGGGGGGAGCUGCAGGAGGAGGUGCGCGCGCUGCACGACGCCUGGCGCCACGUGCACGAGGCGGCGCGGCUGCAGCGCGAGCGCGUGCAGUCGGCCGACGGCGCCGUGGAGACGGCGGCGCAGGAGGUGACCGCGGCGCGGCAGCACCUCUCCGUCGCGCAGAGGUGGGUGCGGCUCGAGGUGCAGCGGGCGCCGGCGCCGCAUACCGGGAUGAGCGUGGGGCUGGCGAGCGCGGGGUGCGCGGUGCUGGGCGCGGCGGUGGGCGGGCCGGUGGGGCUGCUGGCGGGCGCCAAGGCGGGCGCCAGAGAGAAUUGCACAAGAACAUUCGAGGAGCUGUGA